This is a messenger RNA of Trichoderma gamsii, 708 nucleotides long. RefSeq lists its product as hypothetical. NCBI's taxonomy places the organism in Eukaryota, Fungi, Ascomycota, Sordariomycetes, Hypocreales, Hypocreaceae. Gene Ontology annotation, molecular function: 2 iron, 2 sulfur cluster binding. The transcript has 2 exons. The record is from RefSeq and is a predicted model, not a curated record. Gene Ontology annotation, cellular component: mitochondrion; cytoplasm. Gene Ontology annotation, biological process: iron-sulfur cluster assembly. Bases 1 to 708 code for a protein of 235 amino acids.
AUGAUGAACGUCUCUUACUCUACCGGCCGCGCUGCGCUGCGCCUGAGCCGCUCUUCUUUCCGCCACUUGUGCGGCUCCAGAGUCGCCGGCUUCGCCUACCACUCGUAUCCUUUGCCGUCCAAGAUCCCUGAACCUCCUAGGAGCGACGACAUCUCCAAAGCAUCCAUCGCCCAGCCAGAAGCUUUACCUCGAGUCCAUGAGACACGGCCGCCUCUACAGCACGACGCCGCAUCCAAGCCAACAGCCCCGCCGCAGGUCCAAUCUCAGUCAACGCCUUCUCCGGCAACAUCAUCAGCUCCUACAACCCUAAAGGCCAGCGAAGCUACUACCACUACCACAAGCGCAAAGCCCGCUACACGACCCCGUUCCAAGCUCCGAGCUCGCAAGGCGGCCAUGAAGCUCACCCCCGCUGCUGUUGAUCAGCUUCGCGCACUGCUCAACCAACCUGAUCCGAAGCUCAUCAAGGUCGGUGUACGGAACCGGGGCUGUAGCGGGCUGGCAUACCACCUGGAAUACGUUGAUAAGCCUGGCGCUUUCGAUGAAACGGUGGAGCAAGAUGGUGUCAAGGUCCUGAUCGAUAGCAAGGCGCUGUUCAGCAUUAUUGGUACCGAGAUGGAUUGGGCAGAGGACAAACUGAGUCAGAAGUUUGUGUUUAAGAACCCCAACAUCAAGGAACAAUGUGGUUGUGGAGAGUCAUUUAUGGUCUGA